Symbiodinium pilosum is the source of this 663-nucleotide messenger RNA. The record is from the annotation of a GenBank genome assembly. NCBI's taxonomy places the organism in Eukaryota, Dinophyceae, Suessiales, Symbiodiniaceae.
GCCCUGACGAGUGCAGAAUUUCCUUUAGCCCAAAGGUAUGUUGAUGUCCUGCUGAUGAUGACGCUGAUGUUUGUCAUGAUUGCGGUUGACUACAAGUCGAUGUAUACAAUUGGAUCUGAGAUCAUGAUGUUCUUCUACAGUCUCUAUGUCUACUUCAUUGACAAGUACUUCUUCUUGCGCAUCAAUCGCCAGACCUACUACGUGAGUAGCAAGCUGGAUCUCACCGUACAUUACCUGUUCGCUGUUCCCAUGUUCCUGUUGGCCUGGUUUCCCAUUCAGUUGCUCGAUGCUUCACUGCCCAGUGGCUGGGGCAGAUACGCAGCAAUGGCUGGAGCUAUGCUGCUGUUCCUGGCCACAGCACACAUAUGUGAAUGCUGUAACCAUCCACAACGUGAGCUCAGCGAUGUGCCUUACGUUGAGGUGGCCAGCAUCACGGCCUGCAACUACUUCAACACCAACCAUGCUCAUGUUCUUCGCACCUUACACUUCCCAUCUAUCGUCGUGCCGCCUGUUUACCCGCACCUGCCGGGAAAGGAGUACUUGCAUGGUGGCCAGUUUGCUGACCAUGAUGAUAGUGUCCAUUUGCGGGAGACAUUGAUGCUUCUCGCCAAGAGCCCCUUCUCAGAGCUGGAUGCAUUGGGCAAUCCACAGGACCUCACGUGA